AUGCUCAUCAUCUUCACAUCUAGUGCAGCCAUACGUACCAAUGGACGUCAUUCAUUUGAUGGCAUGGAAGACGACAGAUAUCAUCCAUUUGAUUUAUUUCAUAUGGAUGACAAACUAGACGAUGGAUCAAUGGAUAAUAAUUAUAAUUCAUGGAAAUUCCCCGACGGAAUUAUGCUAGACAAACGUGCACGCUUACCGAGCGAAGCAAUUUUGCUUGGUAAACGACGCGUACCCGCAGAGGCCGUGUUAUUAGGUCGUCGAGAUCUACCAAAUGAAGGAAUUUUAUUAGGUCGUUAA
This is a messenger RNA of Didymodactylos carnosus, 297 nucleotides long. The record is from the annotation of a GenBank genome assembly. Lineage: Eukaryota; Metazoa; Rotifera; Eurotatoria; Philodinida; Philodinidae.